Molecule: messenger RNA, 1596 nt
Organism: Cricetulus griseus (Chinese hamster)
Lineage: Eukaryota; Metazoa; Chordata; Mammalia; Rodentia; Cricetidae
Source: RefSeq, a predicted model, not a curated record
UAACCCAACAGGAAAAGACGCCGCCACCUAGGACUAACCUGCUGGAAGCAGGAAUCGAAGGCUGUGAGGAGCCAAAGCAGCAAGUGUCCUGGGAACAGGAGUUCCUGGUGGGGAACAGCCCAGGAGGCAGUGGACGGGCGCUGUGCAUGGUGUGUGGGGCUGAGAUCCGGUUCCCAUCAGCAGAUACUGCUCGCACACACAUUCUGGAGCAGCAUCCCCAUACCCUGGACCUGAGCCCCUCUGAGAAGAACAACAUCUUGGAAGCCUGGAGUGAAGGGGUGGCCCUUCUGCAAGACAUCCAAGCUGACCAGCCAUCCCUGCCCAGCCUAGAGUCAGGCCAGGAUGGCCAGCCAGACCCCAACUCCAACCCGGAUCCUGCCAGGAUGCCAGCUGAGAUCGUGGUUCUCUUGGACUCUGAGGACAACCCAUCCCUCCCUAAGAGGCUCCGGCCCAGAGGACUCCGCCCCCUUGAUCUGCCUGUUGCCCCUGUCACAGAGCCAGGAAAUAAAAAGCCCCGUGGUCAGAGAUGGAAGGAGUCCCCUGAGGAGGAGCCUGCUAGAAAGAAGAGAAGCAGGCAUAUGACCAAAAACCUGGACCCUGACCCAGACCCCCCAUCUCCCGAGUCACCCACAGAGACGUUUGCAGCACCAACCGAAGUCCGACACUUCACUGAUGGCAGCUUCCCUCCUGGCUUUGUCCUCCAGCUCUUCUCCCACACGCAGCUCAGGACCACAGACAGUAAGGACUCUUCUAAAGACAGCAAAGCAGCAGAUGGCCUGCCUCAACCAGAAAGUCCCUCUUCAGCUCCCCCUCCGGGGCUUCGUGGGACACUGGAUCUCCAGGUUAUCCGUGUUCGGAUGGAGGAGCCACCAGCUGUCAGCCUCUUACAGGACUGGUCCAAGCAUCCCCAGGGCACCAAGGGGGUGGGAACAGGUGACAACCCAGACUGGCCCACAGUUCUGUCAGAAUCCAGUUCCACUGUUAAGGGACAACCAGAAGCAGGAAAUGGGGUGUAACUUUUAACUUUCCUGGGGAGGGGGGGUGGGAGGAAGGAAAGGUGGGAGGGAGGCAGCAGUAUCCCCCUUUGGCUUAAAUCUCAGAUCUGCCCAGCUUGGCCACCUGAUGGAGAGUUUUAAAACCAGGUGCCAGGAGAAUGUGGAAGGAGGGAGAGUGAUAUCACUGUCACAUUGGGGCACUAGAAGAUGCUUGCCCAUGGCAUAGCCUGAACUAGGCAGAAGUGACUUAGGCUGUUGGGCGAUGUGGCAUUGGGCCUGUGGAGAACACCUUCCCCAAUCCUUCGCUGACCCACCCUCUAACCCCACACCUCCUUCCUCUCAGCCCCCCACCAUUCUCCCCUGGCACAGUGCCUUAUGCAGAGGUGGUCAUGAUGGGGUUUGAACUGAGUCCCACUACCUCGGGGGACACCUCUCCUCCCCCACUUCUGGCUCCUACAGCAGGAGGCAUCCAUUACCUCUUACCGCCUCAUCCCUGCCGAGGGCUCCCUGUACCACCCCUUCACCUGUUGUCCUGUUGCAUCUAUUAUCCUGUUGUAUAUAUUGCCUUUGUUGACAAUAAAUUAUUUUUUUUUUAUUAAAA